Castor canadensis (American beaver) is the source of this 951-nucleotide messenger RNA. The record is from RefSeq and is a predicted model, not a curated record. NCBI's taxonomy places the organism in Eukaryota, Metazoa, Chordata, Mammalia, Rodentia, Castoridae.
AUGGGCGCCCCGCGACCCGCCUGCACAAAGCCGCGUCCCGCGUCCCGCGUCCCCGCUGCCGCCGCCGCCGCCGCCUCGGGCCGCCGCGCGCGGCCCCUCCUCCUCGCCGCUCGCCGGGCGCACCGUCCGCGUUGCGGCGGCGGGGUUCUCGGAGGAUUCCUGCAGGGGAGGAGAAGCGAGGCACAAGUCAGCUCGGGCGGCACCUGGGGAAGGAAAACACGCCCCGACACACGCGCCGCUGCGGGCGCCAAAAAUAACCGCGCGGCCGCGACGCCCACCGAGCCCCGCGCUCGCCCGACGCUUGCCUCACGCGCGCCCAGCGGGUCGGCCCUUAGGACUCCGCAACGCGGCGGCCACGAAGACACGACUCCCGCGAGUGUCCCCGGGUCCCCGAGGCUGCCGCGUGCAGAGCCCGGUCACGUUUUCCUCAGGGUCACAACGGAAGCCCGCGGUAGUCCCUGGGCCGUCUGUCAUGCGACCCCGGGGGCAACCCCCCUGUCACACACUCCCCGCCCUCCCCGCAACUUAACCCCGCGCCUUUCGCCUCCCGAGCUUGGCGCUGCCCCCUACAGGCUGCCCCUAACCCACGGCGGGCCACCGUCGCGGCUGCAGUCGCCCUGGCUGGGCAUCCGGCCGCUAGGACCUCGCUGUCCAGCAGACGGCAGCUGCAGGUCGGUCGUGGAUAACACCCCCCCCCCCACCGCCGCCCCAGCAGCUGCCGCAACUGCCAAUCACCCGCCCGGAGCCCGGGGGCCCAGCCCUGUCCCCCAGCCCCGCACGCGGAACUCGUGCCUUUCAGGCCAACCCCAGCAAAGGCCGGGAGGACGAUCCCCUCUGGGCUUCCCAGCCGGGUCAGACCCAUUCCACAUUCUGGAACCCGUGCCGCUCCGCUCCCUUGGCUCCAGAACUGCACUGUGCAACUGGUUGCCAGGAUGCUGGGGCAGGAGGUGA